AUGCGGUAUGCACGACACGUCAGCAUAAUAGAUUCACCAAUCUCGCCGGUUGAGGCUCCAUUACCUGGUUCAGUUUCAACAUCAGUUCAUUUCGGCGCUACUGGUUGUUCAGAAAACGAUUUCCGCUGUAAUGAUGGUAAAUGUAUCAGGUUUGAAUGGAAGUGUGACGGGUCGGGCGAUUGUUCAGAUGGUGAAGAUGAGAAGAAUUGCCCACAUCCUGGCUGCAAAUCGGAUCAGUGGCAAUGUGACAAGUACGAGUGGCGCUCAGCUUCUUGUAUUCCAGAAUACCAACGAUGUGAUAAUAUCACAGACUGUGCGGACGGUUCGGAUGAAGUGGACUGUCCAGCGCCGAGCGUAUCCUGCAAUGUCAAUGAUGGCUCCGUAUUCCAGUGCGCUGAUGGAAGACAAUGUUUUGAUAUAGCAAAAAAAUGUGAUGGAAAGUACGACUGCAGAGAUCUAAGUGACGAAAAGGAUUCCUGCCCGCACAACCAUACAGCAUGCUUCCAAUAUCAGUUUCGUUGUGCAGAUCAAUCACAAUGUAUUCAAAAGUCAUGGGUUUGUGAUGGCUCAAGUGAUUGCUCUGAUGGUUCAGAUGAACCACCAACAUGUGAAUUCAAACAAUGCAGUGGUGGUGAAUUUCAAUGCAAAAACAAAAGAUGCCAGCCGCGGAAGUUCCGUUGCGACUAUUACGAUGACUGUGGUGAUAAUUCUGAUGAAGAAGGAUGUGGACAGUAUCUUUGUCCACCACAGCAGUGGAACUGCCCUGGUUCGGGUCACUGCAUACAUAAAACUAAAUUAUGUGAUGGAAAAAACGAUUGUUCAGAUGGUGCCGAUGAAAAGAAUUGCUCAUCCAAUCUUUGUCCAUCGUUGGGAUGUCAAGCCGGAUGCCAUUCAUCACCAUCUGGCGGAGUCUGUACUUGUCCCGUCGGCUACAAACUGGAUGAACGAUUCCACAGAACUUGUUCCGAUAUCAAUGAAUGUGUUGAAUGGGGUUACUGCGACCAGGGUUGUCAGAAUCACCGUCCUGGAUUCACCUGCUCGUGUCUUGGCGAAUGUUAUCAUCUGGAAAUGAUGCACGGUCCUGGCAGUGACAAUCACACUCUGCGAGGAUACUGUUUAUCGCGAGACUCGGAUACUAUGCGACUGUAUAUCGCAAGGAGAGAGGGAUUGUACAGGAUAAAUCCAUAUGAUCCAAGUGAAGAGACAAAAAAACUGGUUUCCGGUGAAUUCAUUUAUGGCAUCGGAUUCGAUUUUGGAGACAAGAAGAUGUUCUGGACCGAUCGAUUGUCACAUUCAGCAUUCAGUGCCGAUAUUGAUGAUAGUGGAGAUAUAAGAAAUAUUAAGAAACUUGACUUGAAAAAUUUAAUUUUUCCGCGAAAUUUGGCCGUUGAUUGGAUUACGAAUCAUUUAUAUAUAAUCGAGUCUGGAUCAAGGCGAAUUGAUAUUUCAGCCUUUAAUGGCGAGAGAAGAACUGUUCUGAUUGCUGACGGCUUGAUGCUACCGUUAGAUAUCGCCCUUGAUCCAAUUAGAGGUUUAGUUGAUAUUGCCGCCAAACGAGUUUACUGGGUUGAUCCUAAAGUUGAUCGGGUGGAAUCCAUCGAUUACAAUGGAAACGAUCGGCGAAUAGUUAUCCAGGGGAUGAACAAUGUACCUCAUCCCUUUGGUCUUACCAUAUUCGAUCAGUAUCUUUACUGGACAGAUUGGACACGUCUUGGCAUUAUGCGUGUUGAGAAAUUCGGCUCACCGACAGAUAUUAUUUGGACAAAGAAGGAAAAUAAUGUAUUCCCAAUGGGUAUCGUAGCAUAUCAUCCAAUGGCUCAAGUUGGACCUCAAGAAAGUGAAUGUCUUGGUUUAAAAGUCGAUAAUCCAUGUGUUGAAUCAGAUUGUCAAGGAAUGUGUAUUCUAAGUAAAGAUGCUGAUGGACUCGGUGUUGGUUACCGAUGUAUUUGUCCUAUAGGACAGAAAUUAAUCGAUGGAAAAAGAUGCGUUGAUUCCACAGACUAUCUCUUAUUUAGUAGUAACAAAAUAGUGCGUGGCAUAUUCCCGGAAAUAGACCAAAAUUCGCUAAGCGAAGCAAUUUUGCCCAUAUCGCCAGUUUCACAACGUCGUAUUGGAAUGUACUUUGAAGUGGAAUGUGACAUUCAUGGCAAUAGCUUCUUCUAUGCUGAUAUCAUGGACAACACCAUCUAUAGAGUAAAGCCAGAUGGAGAAGGUUCUGCUCCAAUACUGGUGACUCACAAUGAUGGAUUAGUUUCAAUGUCAUUUGACUGGUUGUCAAAGCAACUUUAUUAUGUUGACAAUAUUAGAAAUAGUCUUGAAGUCGUCAAGAUAUCUGAACAAGGUCUUGUUCAUCCGGAUCAGCUAAUUCAUCGGCAAUUGCUGAACGGCUUGCGUGAUCCCGUUGCUGUUGCUGUGCAUCCAUGGCAUGGAAUAUUAUUCUUCGCGGAAGCUCAACGGCCUGCAAAAAUCUACCGAUGCAUAAUAGAUGCAAGUAACUGUCAAACUAUACGGAACACAACUCUCGGGCGGCCAUCCAGCAUUGCUAUCGAUUUCUCGGAGGAUCGACUAUGCUACGGUGAUACGUUGUUGAAGACGAUUAACUGCAUGAACUUUGAUGGCUCAAAUCCGUAUAUCCUAUCUGUAGACAAUCCAAUUCCUGUUGCUAUCGCUAUACUUGGAGAUGCUCUGUAUUAUGUACAUCAGAGGCCGUAUUCAAUACGUCGUGUCGAUAAGCGAAACGGAGGCAAAGGUCGAAUUAUACGCGAAUUUACGGGCAAAGAUCGAAGUGUGUUCUCACUGAAGGCUUGUUCACCGGCUAAUCAACCGAUACCUGAUCCAUCGAUUGAGCACCCGUGCCAUUCAAGUGAUUGUUCUCAGCUUUGUUUUGGACUUCCCAAUACUUCAUCAUCAUCAGAAGCUCAGCCACUCGUAAAAAGAUGUGGUUGGUUCAAAAUAAAUCCAGAAAACAUGCGUAUUUGUCAGCGUGAUCGUCGUGAAGUUGUCGAAAUACUAUGUGCUAGUAAUUCAUCGCAAUUUUUAUGCGCUAAUGGACGAUGUAUACCAAAUGAAUGGAAAUGUGAUGGGGAGAAUGAUUGUCUCGAUGGCAGUGACGAGAGAGGACCAGAUGACAAACCUUGCUUUGUUCAAAAGGAAUGUCCACCGAAUACGAUUCGUUGUAAUAAUACGAAGAAAUGUAUACCUCAGCAAUAUGCUUGUGAUGGAGAUAAUGACUGCGGUGAUUAUUCUGAUGAAGAUGUGAAGUAUUGCAAAAAUGGCGAAAUCCCCGUUUGUGCAGCACGAAAGUUUCAAUGUGAUAACCAUCGAUGCAUUCCGGAACAGUGGAAAUGUGACUCGGAUAAUGAUUGCGGCGAUGGUUCAGAUGAAAAAUUGGAAAUGUGCACGAAUACGACAUGCUCUACUAACCAGUUCACAUGUGGUAAUGGUCGUUGUAUUCCGGUUUAUUGGCUUUGUGACGGUGAUAACGACUGCUAUGAUAACACGGAUGAAGAUAAAGAAAGAUGUCCGUCAGCACUUUGCCGUCCUGAUCAGUUCCGUUGUAAUAACAAACGACAAUGUAUCUCACUCAAAAAUCACUGUGAUGGACAACAAGAUUGCGACGAUGGAUCGGAUGAAGAAAGCUGUCUCUCUCAGAUAGAUAAAUGUACACACAAUGAAUUUACAUGCGCAUCUGAUGGACUUUGCAUACCGAUAGCAUGGAAAUGUGAUGGACAAAAAGACUGCGAAGAUGGAAGCGAUGAACCUGAAAGCCUGUGUUCAAGCGUUCAAUGUACCCAAGAUCAUUUCAAAUGUGCUAAUGGCCGCUGUAUUUUCAACACUUGGCUUUGUGAUGGAGAGAACGACUGUGGUGAUAAUAGUGAUGAAGAUGUAGAACACGGUUGUCAGCGUUCUCAACUGCUUGCAGUUCGAUGUCCUUUCGAACAUGUGGCAUGUCCAGGAGCUCCAGAUAUUUGCAUACCACUUCAUAACUUAUGUGACGGUAAAGAUCACUGUCCCGGUAAUACGGAUGAAGGUGGACGUUGUGCUAGAGAUCUCUGUGCUGCAGAUCGGGCUGCUUGUGCCUUCAAGUGUCAUAUGAGUCCUGAUGGUCCUCUUUGCUCAUGUCCCUUCGGUGAAACGCUUGUGAACAAAACUAAAUGUGAACCGGAAAACGAAUGCUUAGAUGCCCGUUCAUGCAGUCAAAUUUGUACUGAUGAAAAGCACGGAUUCACUUGUAGUUGCGAGGAGGGAUAUACACUGGAUGCCGAUAAAAGAACUUGUAAAGUUACUGAUGGUGUCCAAGAUAUGCGCAUAUAUGUGUCAAACCGUAAUCGCAUUUACUGGUCCGAUCGUUUUCUUGAGAAUUGGCAUACUUUCGAGGCACGGGUAGAGAAUGCAAUUGCAUUAGCUUGGGAUUCAGUGGAGGAUCGAGUUUAUUGGUCAGAUAUAAGAGAAAAGAAAAUUUACUCGGCAACACGGAAUGGCACAAAUGUGACAGUAUUCAUUAGUGAGGGUUUGGAUGUGACCGAAGGUAUUGCGUUGGAUUGGGUUGCGCGUAAUUUGUACUGGGUUGAUUCCAGUCUAAACACCAUAGAAGUGGCAUCGUUAGAACGGCCUGGUGCGAGAGCAGUAUUAAUUCACGAAAACGUUGAUCAACCACGAGGUAUCGCUGUUGACCCUAGAAAAGGACUUUUAUUUUGGACUGAUUGGGGUCAGAAUCCACGUAUUGAAAGAGCGAAUAUGGAUGGUUCUGAGAGACGUGUGCUGGUAAAUUCGAAGAUUUACUGGCCGAAUACAAUUGCUCUAGAUUUGACAACCAAUCGUCUCUAUUUUGCCGAUAGUAAAUUGGACUAUAUUGAUUUCAUCAAUUAUGAUGGCACUGGUCGUACACAAGUGCUAUCAUCAACAAAGUUCGUCCAACAUCCGCAUUCUUUGGCAAUAUUCGAAGAUAUAAUUUACUACAGUGAUCGGCGACUGCAACGUCUCCAACUUUAUCCAAAAUAUCCAAAUGGUACAUCGAUAGAAUAUCAGUCACACACAUUCUCGAAAGCUCUUGGUGUUACUGCAGUACAUCCCGUUUUACAACCUCAUUUCGAGAAUCCUUGCAUUGCUAAUCCCUGUUCUGAUCUAUGUUUGAUCGGUAGAGAUAUGAAAAGCACAUGCAAAUGUCCAUUGGGUAAAAUUUUGGAUACAAGUGGUAGAAGUUGUAUCAGUGAUAUGAAACCAUUCUUGAUGCUUAUCCAGAAGACAAACAUCUUUGGCUUAUCUAUGGACGACGGGGUAAACGGGACAUCUUCACUUUGCGGAAUGAUACCAUUGGCUGGUCUCAGUAAUGCGUAUGAUGCAGACUAUGAUCCAGAAUCUGCAGAGAUAUUUUAUUUGGAACACGCAACAACGGGUCGAAUAAUUAGUCCUAAUAGUCUUCCAGAGUCGCGAAUUAUUCAAGUAAGAUCAUCUGCGACGAAUCGAACACAGAUAACUGCAUCACAAAUUCCGGAUGAUUCCUAUGCAAUGGCAAUGGACUGGAUCGGACGGAAUUUGUAUGUCGCAAAUAGAAUUUCGCAAACGAUUGAGGUGGUACGGACCAAAAAUAUGCAAUAUCGAGCAACUGUGCUGAAUAAUAAUCAGUCUCCUACAGCAGUAGCCAAUCCGGUUGCUUUAGCAGUCGAUUCUGAUCGUGGUCUUCUUUUCUGGUUGGACCGAGGUGGUGGUGCUGUUUUACCAAAAGUAGCCCGAGCUGAUUUGGAUGGCAAAAAUGCAUUGGUUAUUGUUUCAAAUGAUCUCACUGAACUAAACCAUUUAGCACUUGAUGCAGUUAAUCAGCGCUUAUACUUCUCAGAGUCAAAGGCUGGUAGGAUAUCAUUCGUGACCUAUGAUGGCCAAGAUCGUCGCUAUAUACUAAAUGAUGUUGGAAAACAACCACGUGGUAUUGCAUUCUUCAACAACCGGCUUUUUUAUGCAGACAGCGCAUUCGACAGUAUUGAAGUAACUACCCUAUCCGGUGAUGGUCAGCUAUCACAGUUUCAACACUUUAAGAAGGAUGUUGAUCAGCUGGUCAACAUCAAAGCUAUUUCUGGACGAAGUGCAGGACAUUCUCAUCCAUGUGGGACAAACAAUGGUAAUUGUGAACACUUAUGCAUUCCGAAAGUAUUUUCACAGCAUUAUUGCAUGUGUGCUACUGGUUAUGUUCUCGAGGGUACUACUCAAUGCAGACUUUUUGAUCAGUCAUUCUUGAUCGUAGCUACAAAGACACAGAUCACUGGAAUACCGUUGAAAGAAGAACAAAAGAGAUCAGUAGCGAUGGAACCCAUUGGCGGUGCGGCGAUCGCUGCAGUUGACUUUGAAUUCGAAAGCAAAUCUCUAUUCGUGGCAGAAACAUCGGGUCCGAAUCGGGGUAUCUAUAGGGUUACUUUGGGUAGUGGCGAAGUGAAGAAUAUUGUUCGGGAUAGUUUUGGCUCGUUCACAGUGCGAAGCAUCGCUCUCGAUUGGGUUAAUUAUAACUUAUACUUCAUCAAUGUUGAUUCGGAUCGGACUCACAUUGAAGUUUGUCAAUUAGAUGGUAAACAUCGUAAGAUCUUGCUCUCAACGAAGACUGAGACGCCAAGCUCUCUUGCUGUAGAUCCAGUUGGUAGAUAUUUGUACUGGGCUGACCAGGGCCAGAAACCUUCUAUUCAGCGAGCCUUCCUAGAUGGAAGUCAUCGACAGGUAAUUGUGCAUGAAAAUAUCGCUGAACCGACAGACUUAAUAGUUGAUCCCAAUAGUCAUAUGAUCUAUUGGACUGAUGCUAAACUUGAUGGGAUAUAUCGUGUUCGAGCUGAUGGUGGUCCUGUGGAAUUAGUACGAAGCGAUAUUGCUGCUGCAGCGGGCAUUUCAUUACUUGGACAGACAAUGUACUGGACGGAUAAUCGCUUAGAAAAAGUAUUCUCUGCAUCCAGUCGCCCCAACCAAACAUCAUUGUUAUUCUCACCAACGACGAUUGCUGCUGGUCUAGCCGACCUGGGAAAUAUUGUUGUGUUUGAUGAAUCAGUGCAGCCAAAGGCGUCAUCACCUUGUCAAAUAACUGAUAAUUUGAGGAAAACUCCGUGCACCCAACUUUGCUUUGCCUCCCCUGGCAGUCAAAGUCCUUUGUGCGCAUGCGCUCGUGGCGUACUGAAGGGGAGAACAUGUGAAGAACCGGAGACGUUCUUAAUGUUUGCGGAUGGUAACUACAUAGUGGAUACUCCGAUCGAGCCAGACGUGAAAGCAGCAAAUCCGUUAAAAGAAGCUUUGCCACAAAUUGAAAAUCUGCAAACAUUUGAUGUUGAUGUGAAUUUACGGCGCAUCUACAUGGUUACUGAGUCUUCAAAUGGCGCAAAUAUCUCCUGGUUUUCAAUGAAUCAGCCAGCUAAACGGAGACUCAUUUUUGGUCCUACAAAAAGCAAACUUGUUGAAUCAGUACGACAUAUUUCGGAUAUGAAACUUGACUGGUUGACGCACAAAAUAUAUUUCACAACUGGCAGGGGUGGUAAAGUAUACGUUAUGGAUAUACAAGGCGAACAUGCAGCUACAAUUGCAAACGGUGAUUGGACCUAUGCCUUGGCUCUCGAUCCAUGUGCCGGUUUCGUCUUCUGGUCCGAUAGUGGUUAUAAAAUAACUGGCGGUAUGUAUGAGCCACGAAUCGAACGUGCUAACAUGGCAGGUGGCGAUCGACAUAUAGUCUUAAAGGAGGGUGUAAGUUUACCUGCAGCGUUGGCCAUUGACCUCCGAGAACAGCGACUGUAUUGGGCUGAUAUCAACAAGCUUAACAUUGAAUCAUCGGAUUACGACGGCAAAAGCCGACGUACAGUUGGUGUUGGAUAUCGCGCUAAAAGUCUCGAUAUAUGGGGUCAAUGGUUGUAUAUGAGCGAUCCGCUUGCCAAUGGAAUAUUUCGCAUGAAUAAGAACUCUGGUAUCGAUUAUGAGAACGUAGUAUCAGAUCGACGGAUCCCAUCUACAUUACGAGUAGUUGCUUCCGAAGCGGAUACGCGAACUCGUAAUCAGUUUUGCAGUACGUCCAUAUCGGGUCUAUGCAAAAAGAACAAUGGCGGCUGUGAGCAGCUUUGCCAUAUAAUUGCAUCGGAUAGCGCAGUGACGGCUUCAAAGGUGCAAUGCGCUUGCAAUGAUUCUUUUGAACUUGUUACUGAACCUGGGAAGGACAUCGCUACUCAGUGUGUACCGCGAGAAGCUGUUCAAACGUGUCAAGCACCAUACAACUUCCAAUGUGGUGAUGGUUCUUGUAUUGCACUUAGCGCGACAUGUAACGGCAAGCAAGAUUGCACAGAUGGUUCGGAUGAGCAUUCAGCUUAUUGCAACACUCGGGUGUGUCCGGAACAGUAUUUCCUGUGCUCCAAUCGGCGUUGUAUCGAUGCUGAUCGUCAAUGCAAUAAUGUAGAUGACUGUGGUGAUAAUUCAGAUGAACUAGAUUGCACCGCCACCUCAUCUGCUUGUCCUUCUGGACAUUUCGAAUGCUCUAAUGGGCACUGCAUCAACAGUACCAAGGUGUGUGAUGGCCACAAUGAUUGUCAUGACGAAAAAGUGUCUGAUGAAAACAAGGAAACAUGUCCAGAUUUGCCUAUUGAUUGUCGUGGAGUACGAAUACGUUGUCCAAAUACGAACAUUUGUAUUCAGCCAGCGGAUCUUUGUGAUGGUUACGAUGAUUGUGGCGAUAAAGCAGAUGAAAAUAAACUUUUCUGCAUGAAUCAGCCAUGUGCUAUGCAUUAUGUUCGUUGUCCGAGCGGUCGGUGUAUACCGGAGACAUGGCAGUGUGACGGUGACAACGAUUGCGGUGAGAGCGCUUGGGAUGAAAAUCACACGAAUUGUACAGAUUCUGCCGGAAGGCGCAUUUGCCUGGGAGAGUAUUUGUUCCAGUGCGGUAACGGGAAAUGUAUCAGUCGAGCAUUCAUUUGUGAUGGCGAAGAUGACUGUGGCGAUGCGAGUGAUGAAAGUAUCAUUCAUAACUGUGGGAAUCGUACUUGUACUGAUCAGGAAUUUCAUUGCAAAUCAAACGUUCAUCUUACUCAACCGAAAUACGAGUGUAUACCGAAAGCAUGGCUCUGUGAUGGUGACGUUACCUGCGCAAAUGGCGAGGAUGAAAGCAAGGAAUUAUGCGGAGUGGAGAAAAAAGAUUGUAACAAAGGAGAAUUCAGAUGUGCCAACAAGCACUGUGUCCGUGCAUCAUGGGAAUGUGAUGGCGACAACGAUUGUCUGGAUGGCUCCGACGAGCACGCCAACUGUACUUACUCACAAUGUCAACCUGAGUUCUGGCAAUGUGCAAAUAACAAAUGCAUCCCCAACUCAUGGAAAUGUGAUGGAAAUGAUGAUUGCGAUGAUGGUAGUGAUGAGAAGGAGUGCGCUAAUAAGAGUGGUUCAGACUUGAUGGCGAGUGGUUGUCCUGCUGGACAGUUCCGCUGCAGGAAUGGGGAAUGUAUAGUGACAGCGAAAGUAUGCGAUCGAGUUUACGAUUGUCUGGAUAGAUCCGAUGAAUCGUCAAAAUGUUUUAUUAACGAAUGUAUCGUUGCGGAAAAACCAUUGUGCGAACAAAAAUGCGUUGAUUUGCCGAUCGAUUAUCGUUGUGAUUGUUUCGACGGGUUUGCCCUCGACAUGGAUGACAAAAAAUCAUGCCAUGACAUCGAUGAAUGUGAAACUGGGCUUGGGCGGUGCAGUCAAAAAUGCGAAAACAAAGUUGGUAGUUAUAAAUGUUGGUGCGUUGAUGGAUAUGCUAUAUUAAGUGAUGAUCGCACAUGCAAACGAGUUAGUACGGAUCCCGAACCAUGGUUACUAUUUGCAAAUAAGCACUAUGUACGGAAGCUCACGUUAGAUGGAGAAAAUUACGAGUUAGUAGCUCGGGGAUUCGAAAAUGUUAUAUCGAUGGAUAUCGACAUGAAAGAAGAAAAAGUGUAUCUUGUGGAUUCCGGUAAACUUAGACUCUAUAGAGUUGGUAUGGAAGAGCUGGAUCAACCGAUUGACUCUUAUGAGGUCGUUCUGAGGCAUAAUGUUUUUGGUACUGAAGGCAUUGCAAUUGACUGGAUUGGGCGCAAACUGUACAUGUUGAACCGACAGGAACGUUCGCUGCGCGUUUGUGAAUUGGAUGGCCGUUAUUGUAGAACACUUAUUCGUGAUCGUAUAGCUCAACCGAAGGCAAUAGUAAUACAUCCUGAAAAAGGCUAUCUAUAUUUUACGGAAUGGAGUCUGCAAGCAUACAUUGGUCGAGUAUCACUGGAUGGCUCUCCACAGCUAUCUGAUCCAGUUGAAAAACUUGCUGAAAAUGAUCUUGGCUGGCCAAAUGCCCUUGCUAUUGAUUUCUUUGCUGAUAAACUCUUUUGGGCGGAUGCGCACUUAAAUGAAAUUGGCUUCAUGGAUUUGAAUGGCGGGACCAGACAUCAUAUCCCAGCAAAACGCACGUCUCACAUUUCAUCGAUGACUGUAUUCGAUGAUUAUUUGUUCUGGUCAGAUUGGAACUUACGCGAAAUUAUUAGAGCGGAUAAGUGGACUGGCAUGAACGAAACGGUACUCAAAGUGACGACACAAUUACCAAGUGAUAUCAGGGUUAUUCACCCAUUCCGACAACCAAAAUAUAAGAAUCCAUGCGGCGAUGACAACGGCGGGUGUUCUCACUUAUGUUUGUUAUCUGCUUACGAUCCUGGUUUUACAUGUUCUUGCCCUGAUCAGUUCGUUCUUCUUACUGAUAAUAAAACGUGUGAACCUCAGUGCACUGAUCGACAGUUUGCGUGUGGUGGGGAUGACGCGAAGUGUAUUCCAAAACUUUGGUACUGUGACGGAGAGCCAGAUUGCCGUGAUGGCAGCGACGAACCUGGGAAAGAUAUUUGCGGACCCAGAAUUUGUGUCGUUGGCGAAUUUCAAUGCAACAAUCACAACUGCACACGACCGUUCCAACUUUGUGAUGGCAACGAUGACUGCGGUGAUGGUUCCGAUGAGGUAGAAUGUGAUAAACCGUGUGAUCCGUGGAUGUUCAAAUGUGCGGCGACCGGUAAGUGCAUUCCGAAAAGGUUCAUUUGUGAUGGAGACGAUGACUGUGGCGAUCGAUCUGAUGAAACAGAUGUCAUAUGCAAAAAUAAAGAGCGGAACUGCACUGCGGAAGAAUUUCGUUGCUCUAAUCACAAAUGUAUACCGAAGAUGUGGAAGUGUGACAACGACGAUGAUUGCGGUGAUGGUUCAGAUGAGCCUCCAGAAUGCACCAGUAUUGAAUGUCGCAAAGGGUGGACUCGAUGUUCCACUUCUUAUAGAUGCAUACCGAAUUGGGCGUUCUGUAAUGGACAGGAUGACUGCCGUGAUAACUCAGAUGAAAUAAUAGAUCGUUGUCCGGCUUGUGAUGAUAUUGGUGAAUUCCGAUGCGCUACAUCUGGAAAAUGUAUCCCAAAAAGAUGGAUGUGUGAUAGCGAAAAUGACUGUGGCGAUGAUUCCGACGAAACAGACGUUUCAUGUGGGGGCACAUCAAGACCCUGUUCAGAAUCUGAAUUUCGAUGUAGUGAUGGUCGUUGUAUUCCUGGAAAUAAGGUUUGCGAUGGUACCGUACAGUGCGCUGAUGGUAUAGAUGAAUCGCAGUGCAAAAUGCGUGAAUGUAAUGCAGGAUUCAUGAAGUGCGACGAUGGUACUUGUAUACCCGAACAUCGUUGGUGUGAUCGUCGACGCGAUUGUCCAAAUGCUUCUGAUGAAUCCCACUGCGAAAAUCAUCCAAACCGCCGUGAAUGUAGUCCGUUUGAAUUCGAAUGCGGCAAUUCAGUAUGUAUCCCGCGUAAAUUCAUUUGUGAUGGCGAUAACGACUGUGGUGAUAAUUCUGAUGAAACAAAUGAGCACUGCAAGAAUGCAGUGUGUGAUCCACCUCUUCGUUUCCGUUGUGCUCAUUCCAGACUUUGUCUGAAUAUUUUGCAGUUAUGUAACGGUAUCGAUGAUUGUGGACCAUUUGAUCAUUCAGAUGAGCAUCUGUCCAUGUGCAGCUCAUUCUCCGAGUAUGGCGAUUGCACCACCAAUCAGUUCAAGUGCACUAAUGGUAAAUGCAUCAAUGCAUCAUUGGCUUGUGACCACAACGACGACUGUGGCGAUGCUAGUGAUGAAAUUGGAUGUGCGAAAAGAAGAGGAAUUACGUGUGAAACAAAUAAUGAAAAUGGGAAUUGUAAGCAUUUGUGUACAGAUGUUACGAAUGGUUACUACUGUCAUUGUCGAGAUGGAUUUCAACCGAAUCCGGAUGAUCCCUAUGACUGCAUUGAUAUUGAUGAAUGUACGGGGAAUAAUACCUGUACUCAGAGCUGUCUGAAUACCAAAGGAUCAUAUCUUUGUCGAUGUCUCGAGGACUUCGAAAACAAUGUAGUUGUAGGAGCAAUGACUGGCAAGGAUUGCCGUGCCAAGGGCGAUCCACCGCUAAUAAUGGUAGCCGCAGAUGGUGAAGUAGUGCAAUUGAAUCUUGCACAUGCAGGUGAAACGAUUCGUCAUGCGGCGGGUGUGCUUGGUCAGAAUGAUAUCAUUGCACUGGACUUCGAUCCACGCAGAGGACUAAUGUUCUGGAUUGAUAGUCAGCAGCGCAAAGUUUACCGAUCCGCACUGCCCAAAGGCAAUCAGUCGCAUGCUGGCCAAGAGCUUAAUAUUAAUUUCAAGGAUUUGAAGUCUUCACCCUCCGCUCUUUCCAUUGAUUAUCUUACAGGGAAUAUAUAUUUCGCAGCAAUAUCAGAUGAGGAAGCUGCGGGAUUCAUAGCAAGGAAGAAAAGACAAGCGGAACAAGCAAGAAAUAAAGGCGGUGGAGGUACAAUCUAUUUGGCGAAGUCGGAUGGUCGUUAUUUACGAACUUUGAUUAAGGGACGGCUUCAUAUCCCAACUGCUGUUAUCACAUUACCACAGAUCGGAAGAAUAUGUUUUGCGGAUGCCGGAUUUGAUGCAAAAAUUGAAUGUGCUGAUAUGGAUGGAAAACAUCGUGACGUUAUUAUAAAAGACCUGAUUUAUUCGCCGACUUCAUUGACUGUUGAUGAAGGUAAAGACAAUCGAAUAUACUGGGCAGAUCCGAAGUAUCGCAAAGUGGAAUCAGUCUUACCAGAUGGUACGAGACGAACAACAGUCAUAGUGAAUAAUCGGAUGCCAUGGGCAAUAGAUGUAUUCGAGAACAAUCUCUAUUGGGCUUCCAAAGAAAGCCAAGAUUUAUUUGUACAGGAUAAGUUUGGUCGUGGUCGCGUCAGCGUGUUAGCUUCCAGUAUUCCAAAUGCACACAGUAUUCGCAUACAUCAGCGCUUUGCCCGUGACACGUCACGUGCUGUGUCAACAUGCUCGCGCGCUGCAUGCAGUCAUUUGUGUGCUGAACUGCCUCUAAAUACAUAUACAUGCUUAUGUCCUGAUGAAUCGCCACAGCUUGAGGACGGUUCAUGUGCCGGUACUAGAGUGGAUGAGCUGCCGAUUCCAAAGCAGUGUGAAUGUCAGAACGGUGGUAUAUGCCAGUUGGAUGGUUAUUGUGAUUGCGGUGACUUCGAAGGAGAACAAUGUCAGAAAGGUUCAACUGUAUCCCGACAGUUAAUUGGUCGGUUUGGUUCGAAUGCUCUGUUGGCAGCACUAUUGUUCAUUUCUUUGCUAGCCUGUGUUGCACUGAUGGUUCUGGUGGGAACGAACCUUUAUAGGAAGCGUUUGUUGCUAUUCAAAAAAAAUGAAGCCGCUGAUGGAGCUGUUUCAUUUCACGGAAAUAUCAUCUCAUUUAGCAAUCCUGUUCUGGAUCCCAAACCCAGCGAUACAACACCAGUGGAAUAUGGUAUGGUACAACUGCAAGCCGGGACUGUAGCUUCAUCGACAACAUUCUCAAAUCCAGUGUACGAGAUGGAAGAAUCAUCCGACGCUCAGUCGAUGGGGUCCUCUCCCUUAGUAGCGUCACUUACUGAAACAUCAACGCUGCAUGGCAACGCUGCAUCGCAGGCACACUCUUUUGCGUCCGUUGAUAUGAAACCUGAACUUUCUUCUUCUGUUAUUGCACCUCAUUCAGAUCUUAGGCCAAAUGCACCAAUACCGCCCAGGAGAAUGUUGAAGGAAGGGAAUGAUAAAAUGAUGGUUGCAAACAGUAACGAUGAGGUCACCGAUGUGUAGUUCGUUCACUCCUACUGUGAUAUUCACAUUUCAUGUCACUCUGUAUAAUAUUUGCUCGUUUUCUCCUUCCUAUUAUCUCCUCUUCUCGUUCCAUUUCUCUCAUUUAUGCGUUGUAACUAUCAUUGUUCGUAAUGUCUUUCGUUACGGAGAUUGAGCCGUUCUUUUUUUCCGAUAUCUUUGGUGUUUUUCUUUUGCUACACAUGCACCUACUCGGGUGCUUUUUGAGAAUUGACCGGUGAAAGUUUGACUGUCGUUUUGCAUGACACUGUUUCCAUGAAACAAAAUAUCCCCAAUUCGAAGCCUUCCGGUUCUCUCUUAUUUGAG
Molecule: messenger RNA, 14409 nt
Organism: Loa loa (African eye worm)
Lineage: Eukaryota; Metazoa; Nematoda; Chromadorea; Rhabditida; Onchocercidae
Product: CBR-LRP-1 protein
Exons: 90
Coding region: 1-14085 (4694 amino acids)
Molecular function (GO): protein binding; calcium ion binding
Source: RefSeq, a predicted model, not a curated record